AAUUUGACAAUCUAGAUAUAAACUAGGUGAUCUUGGACGCCACAUAUAUUUGUUUUGUCGGAUGAUUAUAAUUGAAGAAAGCAUCAACAAAUUGCUGUCUAUAAAAUAAAAUAAAAUAAGAACAAUCACUUUGAGUCCUUUGUAAAUCUCUAUGAAAUUGCAAUUUCAAAGAGUUCUGUUCUUCUGAAUUCCCAAUUAGUUUUCACCAUCUAUAUCUGUUUCAGUAAAAGAUUUAUGCAUCAAGAACGUGUAUGGAUCAUCACCCUGAUGAACAUGAACAUGAAAACAUAUUGAACAAAGAUGAUAAAGCAUGCAAAUCCAUGGAGAAUUUAGAGCUUGAUGGUGUUUCCGGCGGAUUCGACUGUAAUAUCUGUCUGGAUUCGGUUAACGAUCCGGUGGUGACACUUUGUGGUCAUCUCUACUGCUGGCCUUGCAUCUACAAGUGGAUUCAUCAUCAACAUGAUACAUCUGAAACCCUAGAAAAGAAAAACCCUCGGUGUCCUGUAUGUAGUUGCGACGUGUCUGAAAAAAAUAUUGUCCCCUUAUACGGCCGUGGACAGGCUGCAAAUCAUGUUAAUGAAGAAAAGAGUUCGGGUUUAAGGGAGGUGAUCCCACCCAGGCCUCCAACACCGCGAUACGGGGUUAUGGGCACACACGAUUCACAAAUUAGUCAUCGUGGGUUUCAACAACGAGCUCCACCUCCUCUAGUUAUGCCGGUUCGUGGUAGUGUGGAUAUAUCGGCUCCAAUUAGUCCUAGUCCAACUAUAGGGAUGCUUGGAGAGAUGGUUUCGGGUAGGAUUUUGGGGGAUCUGGAUAGUCCUUUGUUUGCUACGCCGAAUUCGUAUAGUUUGGCCGGGGUUAGUACUCGACGAGCGAGAAGGCAGGCGACACAGGCCGAUAGAUCGCUUAGUCGAAUUUACGCUUUCUUGUUUUGUUGCAUAAUUUUGUGUCUUCUCUUGUUUACAUAAACAUGAAAGUUAUGUUUACAUAAACAUGAAAGUUAUGUUUGAUGCUCUUUUUUGUUUUGUGGUCAUAAAACUGGUGGAUUGCCUAACUUCUUUGUUAGAUAUAGUGAUAUAUUUUAAUUGGUUGAUAAAUCA
This is a messenger RNA of Helianthus annuus (common sunflower), 1100 nucleotides long. Its product is annotated as E3 ubiquitin-protein ligase RMA1H1. Gene Ontology annotation, cellular component: endoplasmic reticulum. Gene Ontology annotation, biological process: ubiquitin-dependent protein catabolic process. Gene Ontology annotation, molecular function: ubiquitin-like protein conjugating enzyme binding; ubiquitin protein ligase activity. NCBI's taxonomy places the organism in Eukaryota, Viridiplantae, Streptophyta, Magnoliopsida, Asterales, Asteraceae. The transcript has a single exon. Bases 252 to 968 code for a protein of 238 amino acids. The record is from RefSeq and is a predicted model, not a curated record.